CAACAUGUCGCUCUAUCAAAGUGUCGUUUAAUGCUACUAGAUAUAGAUUUAGCCACUAUUGCCGAGGACUCCGUUUAACAGCAAUGGCCGCAAUAUUGCCGGAUGAGAAAGGAGGAAACUACUGCCCGGAAAAGUAUGAUGGAGGACUCUGGUACCUGCGGACAGCUAAGCUGGCAGUGGCAGUUGCCAUAAUAAAGAGCAGGCCGAAGGGGCGGACUGGGAGGGAGCAUGCGGAGUUCCUGGCCAGCAGACUCCACUGUGAGGACAAUGACUGGAAGGCGAAGGCUCAGGGGCUGCAAGAGGAGGUGCUUAGACUGCGGCAGGAGCUCCUCCUCAGCAAGGCUCGGGCGGAGAUCAUGGGGAGCAGCGUUGCCGGAGAUCCUUCGAUGGAUGGGCGGUGCCAGGCAACUGAGGAAUCCCUGUGGAGUAGCGCUCCCUGGGAAGGCGAUUCUGGCUUUGGGACAGGCAGUAGUAUGGAGGUGCUGCCCCUGAGUGCGUAUGCUGAGGUGCCCCAAGCCUCGCAUUGUUCUUUGCCACCUGCUCCCUCCUUCAGCGCAUUGCCAUCUGAGCGGUCCUGUGCGGGAAGUCAUGGUCGCUCCAUGGAGAUAGCUAUGCUCCAUCACACGCAAUUCCUGCACAGCCUAGUCGGCCUGGGCCAGGCGGCCGAUAGCAGGGACGGCCCCGUGGUCAGAGACGCGCUGUGCCAGCUCCUCUCCUGCAUGGUUGAGGCCUGGGCCGACCCCCGUCUUCUCCCACCGGCUUCUCUGAUCCUUCGGGCUGCACGGGUGGUUGGCCAGGCCCUGGAGUCCCUGAGUGGGCCGGCAUGUGGCGAGCUUGUGGGACGAGCAGAAUCCUGCCUGAAGGAGCUGACAGCUCUGCUGCUGGACAACACGCGGCUCAACUGGUUCCAGAGGCAGGAGACGCUGGCUGACUGUCUGGCCGCUCUGGGUGGAAGCCCGUCACUGAAGCUGCCGUUCAUCCUUCACGCCUUCUGUGAAGUUAAUGCCUUUGGGGAACACCUGUUGCAGAGCCUGGGCGAAGGGCUUGGCCAGUUCGAUGUGGCUCGGUACGAGAACUGCUUCUACCUGCUACGAGUCCUGGAGCGGCUUCUGCUGGACGAAAGCUGGGAGCAGAGCAGGUUGGCCUGGGAGGGGAGCCCCUUGCUGAGCUCCGUGCUCAGCCGCCUCGAGGUCAAUGUGCUGCGGCUGUCGGCGGACUUCCCGCUGCUGGCUAUCUACAUGUGGAGGAUGGGGGCCUGCCUCAAAGGCGCUGGGCCCUGAGCAGCAUCCCGUCCUCCUGCUUCUCUCUCGUAGAGUGUUUGUCCCGGGAGGGGGGCGGAUCCAUUGCCCACCCAGCCAGCAGGCCAAACCCACAUGACCAAAACAAGUCCUCCAUCCAGCUCGUGAAACCUUA
This is a messenger RNA of Brienomyrus brachyistius, 1413 nucleotides long. RefSeq names its product meiosis-specific, MEI4 homolog (S. cerevisiae) (gene mei4). Gene Ontology annotation, biological process: DNA recombination; homologous chromosome pairing at meiosis; spermatogenesis. Lineage: Eukaryota; Metazoa; Chordata; Actinopteri; Osteoglossiformes; Mormyridae. The transcript has 5 exons. The record is from RefSeq and is a predicted model, not a curated record. Bases 84 to 1280 code for a protein of 398 amino acids. Gene Ontology annotation, cellular component: lateral element.